Molecule: messenger RNA, 1731 nt
Organism: Cicer arietinum (chickpea)
Lineage: Eukaryota; Viridiplantae; Streptophyta; Magnoliopsida; Fabales; Fabaceae
Product: polypyrimidine tract-binding protein homolog 2
Molecular function (GO): RNA binding
Source: RefSeq, a predicted model, not a curated record
CAAUGAAGUGAACCACAUCUCAACCCCAUCGUGACUCAUCUUUAGCUUCAGCUACGUCUACGUGUUGGACGAUAUACAGCGCCUCUUUUGGAACCCUAAUUUCCACCAUAUCUCAAUAAUCAAAAUCCCUUUCACUCCGUAUUCCCUCUCAGGUUUAAAAUUAUUGUCUGAAAUGGCAUCAGUCUCUACUCAACCACAGUUCCGUUACACACAGCCACCAUCAAAGGUGCUUCAUUUGAGAAACUUGCCAUGGGAGUGUAUAGAAGAGGAGCUUAUUGAACUUGGGAAGCCAUUUGGUAAAGUUGUGAACACCAAGUGCAAUGUUGGAGCAAAUCGAAAUCAAGCUUUUAUUGAAUUUGCAGAUAUAAAUCAAGCCAUUGCAAUGAUAUCAUAUUAUGCCUCAUCAUCAGAGCCUGCUCAAGUACGGGGGAAAACUGUGUAUCUGCAAUAUUCUAAUAGACAAGAAAUAGUGAAUAAUAAAACUGCUGCAGAUGUUGCUGGAAAUGUACUGUUGGUAACAAUUGAGGGUGCAGAUGCACGCCUCGUGAGCAUAGAUGUUUUGCACUUGGUUUUUUCAGCCUUUGGGUUUGUGCAUAAGAUUACUACUUUUGAGAAGACAGCUGGAUUCCAGGCGCUGGUGCAAUUCUCAGAUGCAGAAACUGCUACUUCUGCAAAGGAUGCUUUGGAUGGAAGAAGCAUACCUAGCUACCUGCUUGCUGGGCAUGUGGGACCAUGUACCCUUAAGAUCACAUAUUCCGGGCAUUCAGACUUAAGUGUCAAGUUUCAAAGUCACAGAAGCAGAGACUACACAAAUCCUUACCUUCCUGUUGCUCAAUCUGCUAUGGAAGGAAACGGGCAGUCCGUGAUGGGUUUGGAUGGGAAGAGACUGGAGGCUGAGAGUAAUGUACUUCUUGCAUCAAUUGAGAACAUGCAGUAUGCUGUUACCUUGGAUGUCUUGCACAUGGUUUUCUCUGCUUUUGGACCCAUUCAAAAGAUUGCAAUGUUUGAUAAGAAUGGCGGUUUACAGGCUCUGAUUCAAUAUCCAGAUAUUCAAACAGCCAUUGUGGCCAAGGAAGCCUUGGAAGGACACUGCAUUUAUGACGGGGGAUUUUGCAAGCUUCAUCUCUCCUAUUCACGUCAUACUGAUCUGAGUAUAAAGGUCAAUAAUGACAGAAGCAGAGACUAUACCAUUCCUAAUCCACCACCACCCAUUAUGAACACUCAGCCCUCUAUUUCAGGGCAACAACAAGCUCCCAUGAAUGGGCCUCCUCCUCAACAGUACAAUACAUCUCAAUACGCUCCAAUGAACAACCAGAAUUUUAUACCUCAAUCUCAGGCUGGAUGGGGAACAGCUCCACCAGCAGGACCGCAGGGUAUGCAACGGAUGCAUAAUAACCCUUACAUCCCACCUGGUACGAUGCCACCACAAGCUGGCCCUGGAAUGAUGCAGUAUCCCGGUCACAUUCAAUAGCCUUGCCCUUUCGCUUUGAAUAAACCAAACAUUGGUUACGUUCAGCACGCACGAUGGUAGAAAUGAGGGCUGUCUUAAAAAUUAUGGGUUCUUGUAUUUGAUUAUCUGAUUCUGAAUAUCAGCUUGUUUCAACCAUAGUUAAUUUUUAAAUUUUUGAAUGUAAGCAAUUUUUUUGAAGAAUUUGUAGUUGGUACGUAUGUGAAAACUAAAAAAUUUAUUUAUUUGGUCUUCAUGGUUUCUAUUGACUUCUCGGAAAAAAA